This is a messenger RNA of Chaetomium globosum CBS 148.51, 1122 nucleotides long. RefSeq lists its product as uncharacterized. NCBI's taxonomy places the organism in Eukaryota, Fungi, Ascomycota, Sordariomycetes, Sordariales, Chaetomiaceae. Gene Ontology annotation, molecular function: protein disulfide isomerase activity. The transcript has 2 exons. Gene Ontology annotation, cellular component: endoplasmic reticulum. Gene Ontology annotation, biological process: protein folding. The record is from RefSeq and is a predicted model, not a curated record. Bases 1 to 1122 code for a protein of 373 amino acids.
AUGGUGCUCAUCAAGAGCUUCGUGCUCGCUAGCCUCGCGGCCGCCGCUGCUGCCAAGUCAGCGGUUCUCGACCUCAUCCCCGACAACUUCGAUAACGUUGUUCUGAAGUCCGGCAAGCCGACCCUCGUCGAGUUCUUCGCUCCCUGGUGCGGCCACUGCAAGACCCUUGCUCCCGUCUACGAGGAACUCGCCCUGGCCUUCGAGCACGGCAAGGACAAGGUUCAGAUCGCCAAGGUCGACGCCGAUGCCGAAAAGGCGCUCGGAAAGCGUUUUGGCGUGCAGGGCUUCCCCACGCUAAAGUUUUUCGAUGGCAAGAGCGACAAGCCGACCGACUACAAUGGCGGGCGGGACCUGGAGUCUCUGUCCGCCUUCAUCACCGAGAAGACGGGUGUUCGGUCGAAGAAGAAGGCGGCCAAGCCCAGCAGCGUGACCAUGCUCACGGAUUCGAACUUCAAGGAGCAAAUUGGCGGCGACAAGAACGUCCUAGUGGCGUUCACCGCCCCGUGGUGCGGACACUGCAAGAGUCUCGCGCCGACUUGGGAGACGAUCGCCGAGAACUUCGCCACCGAGUCCAAUGUUUUGAUUGCCAAGGUCGACGCCGACGCUGAGACCGGUAAGCGCACCGCGGCCGAGUAUGGCGUCACCGGCUACCCGACGAUCAAGUUCUUCCCCGCCGGCAGCACCACUCCCGAGGACUACAACGGUGGGCGGUCUGAGGAGGCGCUCGUCGCGUUCCUGAACGGAAAGGCUGGCACUCACCGCGCUGUCGGUGGUGGUGUUGACUCCACGGCCGGCACCGUUGAGGCGCUCGAUGCCAUCGUGGCCAAGCUGGUCGGCGGGACCACACUGGCGGAGGCUGCGGCGGAGGCGAAGAAGACUGCCGAGGAGCUCAAGGACCAGGUGCAGGCCAAGUGGGCCGAGUACUACCUCCGCGUUUUUGAGAAGCUGAGCAAGGCCGAGGGGUAUGUGACCAAGGAGCUGGCGCGCCUGGAGGGCAUCAUCAAGAAGGGUGGGCUGGCUCCCACCAAGCAGGAUGAGCUGGCGAGCAAGGCGAACGUUCUCCGCAAGUUUGCCGAGAAGGCGACGGGCGGCGAGAAGAAGGAGGAGAAGGAGGAGCUGUAG